AUGGUUCAGCAUAACGAUAUGGGAUGUGCAAGUUCCAAACGUAUCGAUCCAACCCCUAUAUAUCCUCCUCAUUCAAUAUACAUCCCCUCAGAAUCCUUCCCUGGGGAUUCCAGACGUAGCACGCCAUACCAUGCCCAGGAGAACAAAUCUAGGUCAAGGCGUUCUGGCUUUUAUGGGGGUGGCGGCAGCGGAUUCCCAUUGAAAGCGGAAGUCGCGUCUCCUCGUAGAUAUUUACAUCAUACAGAUGAAGAGAUCGAGUUGGAAUUAGCGAGGAUACGAGCAGAGAAUGGGAUCUGGGGGAGAAGAGGAUGA
This is a messenger RNA of Kwoniella botswanensis, 312 nucleotides long. RefSeq lists its product as uncharacterized. The transcript is spliced from 3 exons. NCBI's taxonomy places the organism in Eukaryota, Fungi, Basidiomycota, Tremellomycetes, Tremellales, Cryptococcaceae. Bases 1 to 312 code for a protein of 103 amino acids. The record is from RefSeq and is a predicted model, not a curated record.